Molecule: messenger RNA, 1458 nt
Organism: Aedes aegypti (yellow fever mosquito)
Lineage: Eukaryota; Metazoa; Arthropoda; Insecta; Diptera; Culicidae
Gene: Mip
Product: allatostatins MIP
Exons: 3
Coding region: 401-1006 (201 amino acids)
Source: RefSeq, a predicted model, not a curated record
CAGUGUCUCCGGCAACCAGUAGUAAAGUUUCCGGUUGCAGAAGAAGUUGUCCCCUUCGGAAGGAGAAAUAUAAACUGAAGUGAAGUGAAAACGCACGUGCUGUUUCUCGGGUUUUUACCGUUGGCCGCUGGCAGAACGAAUCUCUGAUCCUAGUAACCCAGGACAAGAGCCAGCGCCUACUCCAAAGUGGCAAUCGGUGAAGUGGAGUGCACUUUUUAACAACUAUUGUGGGCUCAUGCAAUCUAGUAGGCAGUGACCGAAGACAGGUGCACGACGUGGUAUCGCAAAUAUAUUAGAUUACAGGCUGACCGGAAAUAAUACAUCACAGCAGUUGUAAUUCAAUAUCCAUACGUCCACAGAUAGUUCUCGGGGUUCUGCUAAAAGAUUUGCAUCGAUUAAUAUGAUCAACCAGCACCUAAUUCUAUGGACGAAUUUUGGAAAGUUACUACUGUUGCUCGUUCUGUGCUCUCUAGUUAGCAACAUCCAGACUGAAAGUGCUUCCUUGGAGCAGCAUCAGAUGGAGCACGCCGACGAGUCAACGCAUUCGCACAGCCCUCAGAAACGAACGUGGAAGAACCUGCAGGGCGGAUGGGGAAAGCGAACACCAACUAGCGAGCAACCGGACCCUAACGCCGACUAUUACGGAUACACAGGAAGAAACGAUGAUACGGCAGAUUAUGGCAACGCCGAGAAUGAGCUGGAUAAACUGAAUAAGUAUCUGAUAAAGGGGCUGAUCAACCAACGACUGGCACAGUUGGACACUCAGUAUGAUGGGUCCGAUGAAGAAUAUCCGGUGGAAAAACGAGCCUGGAACAAGAUCAACGGCGGAUGGGGAAAGCGAGUAAAUGCUGGACCGGCGCAGUGGAACAAAUUCAGAGGUUCAUGGGGUAAACGCGAACCCGGAUGGAACAACCUGAAAGGACUGUGGGGAAAACGAUCGGAGAAAUGGAACAAACUAUCAUCGUCUUGGGGCAAACGGGACAGCGGAAAUAGCAAUAGUUACUAAUUAUCCUACCGCCAAUUACCGCUCACCGAAAUUGUAAAUAUCCACGAAAUCUCAACAGUCUGUUAUAGGAUAAGUUGUUUUCGAUAUUGUAUUUUCUUUUGUAUACAUAUAACGUAGGUCGCAUAUGCAAUAGCACAACUGGAACAUGAAAUGCGUGAAGAGCUAAAAUCUAAAAAUCAGUGUAUUGAUAUUGGCCGUGAGGUGUUACCGCAAUCUUCUGUUUUGCGAUAAUGGACAUGCAGUAAACGUUAUCAAAUACCAAAAAAGAAGAAACCGUUCUCAGACUAACAAUAACAGUGGAUAACGCAAAAUUCAUGGAAGUGUACAAUAUGGAUGUCAGAAAAUAUUCCAACAUGUUACCAAUAUUAUAUACUCAUACCGUCAGUAUUACUAAGCAGAUGCUGACAUGGACAUAAUGAAUAAAUAAAUAUAGCGUUUACAGUCAGUCAUAA